AUGGUCGCUAAAGAAGCAGUCAUUCCAUAUGUCGAACCAAAGGACGACAAAGCAAGUGAAUUUGGAUCUACUCUCUCAAGCAGUCUGCCGAUGGCUGCGAUGUUUACAAGGAACAGAAUGAUCGGAUGGGUGGCGAUAGUGAUAGGCCUCCUGAACUGGAUGUCCGAAACGACUUCACAGAAGAAUUCUAGUGCGACUCCAGCUUAUUUGUCCUUUGGCAUGUCAGUUCUUUCUCUUGGUGUCACAUAUAUGCCAUUGUUCCUGCCACCUUCACUAAAUGGAGCCGGCCGAGCAACAGGAACAGGCGCACCACCUCCAGUACCUCAAUAG
Molecule: messenger RNA, 330 nt
Organism: Lithohypha guttulata
Lineage: Eukaryota; Fungi; Ascomycota; Eurotiomycetes; Chaetothyriales; Trichomeriaceae
Exons: 6
Coding region: 1-330 (109 amino acids)
Biological process (GO): protein insertion into ER membrane
Cellular component (GO): endoplasmic reticulum membrane
Molecular function (GO): protein folding chaperone
Source: RefSeq, a predicted model, not a curated record